AUGGUURAUUGGGUGGUGGAAUGGAAGAGAUGGUGUGGGCUUCCUCGAAAUGAGAACCUUCGAAAUCUUUGGGUCAGGCSMAUUGGUUGUGAGYACGUAUUGGCAAAAUCGGCAGUUUAUAGUCCAAAUGCAAUAUUUAUUUGUACUAGCCAUUUKGCUGRUGUGUGCUUCAAUGGCAACGGUAUUUUACUGCGGAAUUGUCUUCCAACARAGGGCCUACCASGUUUUAAAGAUGAAGGUUCUCUGGAAGAAAAUUUCUUCCGAGGAAGCUACAGAUUGGCGAACGUGGCGACCCCAGAAAAAAAUAUUCCRGCUCAAUCAGACACGACCUUCACCAAAACGAGUCCGAUUGAGUCGGUUAUUAAGCCUACAAAGGUAUAUCCUGGGAAAAGACGUUUGGUUCAACCAACUGAAAACAUAUGCUCCGAAUACGCUUUUCCCAGGGAGAGCAGCUCACUGGAAGUUAAGGAUUUUUUUAUUGAAAAUAAAUUGAAAGAGAGCAAAGGGGUUCGUGACGGCGUGUCAACCUGUAGGACCUCGAAAGUUGCACGAAGUGCUACAGUUCAGUGUAGAAGGCUGAAUUUAAAAUCUUUAGGUGUUACACAGCAGAAGACAUUGUCGAAACAGAGUCAAAUUUUGUAUGAGGGCGUAAAAAAAUUAAAGAAGGCCUUACAUCGCCAGAUGAGGAAUAAUGAGGUACUGAAAUUAAAUAAAUCUAGAUCCGCCCUUCUACGCAAUUUGACGAAUGUCAAUGAAUUUACAAGAAAUUUUAUUUUGUCUCAAAAUAGAAAUCAAAAGUUGAAACCCCGCGGUAGAAGGUUUUCACUUGACGAUAAAAUUUUUGCUUUGUCAAUAUACAAGCAAAGCGGAAAGGGUUACCGAUUCUUGUCUAAAAUUUUUAGUUUACCUUCUCGUAAAACGCUUGUAAAGGUUCUACAACAUAUACCUUUUCAUACUGGAAUUAAUAACCAUGUAUUCCAGCAUUUAAAGGUACGAGUGAGUAAACUACCAUUGUUAGACAGGCAUUGUGUGCUCAUGUUUGACGAAAUCGCGUUGCAACUUGGUCUUCAAUAUAAUUAAAAACUGUGUAGAUGGAUUUGUAGAUCUAGGUGGAGCGGAUGGAAGACCGAAAUUUGCAGAUCAUGCAUUAGUUUUUCUUUUAAAGGGCAUUUGCAAAAAGUGGAAGCAACCAAUUGGUUUCACUUUUUGCAGAUUUAUUGAAUUUAAUUAAAUCUGUAGUUCGCAAGGUUCGUGAAACAGGUUUGUCAAUAGUGGCAACUGUUUCCGACCAAGGAGCGACUAAUGCAGCUGCAAUUAGGUUGCUUGUUAAACUCAAUGUCAUUUUCCAACUCCACUUGUUUUUACGUUGCGUGGCUUCUUAUACAUCUGGAAUGAUCUAAGAGGCAAAAACUUUAAGUAUAUUGCCCCUAGACCAUUCAACCAAGAUCUUGUGGAAAAUUUUUUCACUUGUAUAAGAAGCCAUGGUGCGAGAAGCGCCCGUCCUAAUUGUUCCGCAUUUAUGUCUUCCGCCAAAUCCCUCCUUAUAAAUGGUUUUGUGUCAUCACAUUGUCUUGGGACAAAUUGUGAGCCGGACGAAUCAACAGGAGUUCUAGCGAAUUUGAAAUCUUUUAUUGAGACCCGCAACGCGCCACUUUCUGCUGAACAUUUGCGAGUUCCGGUGGCAACUUACUCAACACCGRAAGGCCUCGUUUGCAAMA
Dendroctonus ponderosae (mountain pine beetle) is the source of this 1718-nucleotide messenger RNA. RefSeq lists its product as uncharacterized. The transcript is spliced from 6 exons. The record is from RefSeq and is a predicted model, not a curated record. Lineage: Eukaryota; Metazoa; Arthropoda; Insecta; Coleoptera; Curculionidae. The coding region runs from base 1 to 1080 and encodes 359 amino acids.